This is a messenger RNA of Sphenostylis stenocarpa, 321 nucleotides long. Lineage: Eukaryota; Viridiplantae; Streptophyta; Magnoliopsida; Fabales; Fabaceae. The record is from the annotation of a GenBank genome assembly.
AUGAGCAUUUUCGUAUGCAGUUUCUGUCUCGUCCCAUCCCACCGUCGUGAUCAUGAACCUAUCGGAAAUGAAGAGGGCAUUUUUGGAAUUCAGCACCAUAAUCCGCCACGUGGAAGGCAUACACGUGGCAUCUUUACCCUUCUCUCGUUGUUUGCUUUUAAAUACCCAUGCCUUCUGAUCCGCUCCUUAUCCUGUCCUUGCUCACCGCUCCACUCGCAAUCAAUCAAUACUCUCUCCACUUUCCCUUCGUCGUGGCCGGUGUCACUCUCAUCGAAAAAAUUCGAACCACUUGCCGGAGAUUAUGGAUGCUCCGGCUGUUGA